UCUUGAUGGGCACUUCUUCUACAUUCGCCAAUCUUACGUGCCUUUUAUAUGGAAUUUGAGCAAUUUUGCCUGCAAAUGUCUCUCUUCCUCUGAAUUUACUCGUGCUUGCUGCUUGAUAUUUGACAGAAAUGGGGGAUGCAAGAAUGUUUGGCCAACGGAUGUUUGUCGUCGCGAGCUUGCUGGUGUUACUGCUCAGAGCAGAAGGCAUCAAUGUGGGAAUCACUUAUGUCACAGAAGCUGUGGCCAAAGGAGCUGUAUGUCUGGAUGGUAGUCCUCCAGCUUACCACUUCAGUGCGGGCUCCGGCGCUGGGAUCAACAACUGGCUUGUUCAUUUCGAGGUUUUUAUGAUGCGAGUACUUGUAUGAUUUUUCACGAUAGGGAGGUGGUUGGUGCAACAAUGUCACGACUUGCCUUUCCCGUACUGACACGAGAUUAGGUUCCUCUAGAAAAAUGCUGAAAGUAGUUGCAUUCUCGGGGAUACUAAGUAAUAAACAGACACUCAAUCCAGACUUUUACAAGUGGAACCGAAUCAAGGUCAGAUACUGUGAUGGGGCUUCUUACACUGGUGAUGUGGAAGCCGUCGACCCUGCGACUAAUCUUCACUUCCGAGGGGCCAGAGUUUUCCAUGCCAUCAUCGACAAUCUGCUAGCAAGAGGGAUGAAAAAUGCUGAAAAUGCUAUAAUCUCGGGAUGUUCUGCGGGUGGCCUGACCUCUAUAUUGCACUGCGACCGCUUCCGAGCUCUUCUCCCACCGAGUACAAAAGUUAAAUGCCUUGCAGAUGCAGGUUAUUUCAUCAACGCCAAGGAUGUCUCGGGAGCGUCGCAUAUUGAAGAAUUCUACAGUCAAGUGGUUGCAACACAUGGCUCAGCGAAGAAUCUACCAACUUCCUGCACAUCAAGAUUGAACCCAGGUUUGUGCUUCUUCCCGCAAAAUGUAGUCACACAAAUUCAGACACCAAUAUUCCUUCUGAAUGCUGCAUACGAUUCGUGGCAGAUCAAGAAUAUUUUGGCACCAGGUGUUGCCGAUCCCCAUGGAACCUGGCACAGCUGCAAGCUCGACAUCGAGAAGUGUUCACCGGACCAGCUCAAAAUCAUGCAAGCUUUUCGGAUGGAAUUUCUGAAUGCAUUGAGUGGAGUCGGUAGCUCUCCAUCCACAGGGAUGUUCAUAGAUGCCUGUUACGCUCAUUGCCAAUCCGAAACACAAGAGACUUGGUUAAGGGACGACUCCCCGGAAUUAGCUAAGACAACAAUUGCAAAGGCAGUGGGAGACUGGUACUAUGACAUGAACCCCUUCCAGAAGAUUGACUGCCCUUACCCCUGCAACCCGACUUGCCACAACCACAUCCUCAACCCUAGUGAGCACCCUGAUGUUUAGAUCCUUCAAGUUGAAAUUAUUCACGGAUCGUGAAAAAUUACCUAUCAAAAACCAUACCUUAGUACAAUUCGUUCAAUGCUCUGAACGACUAUUUGAAUACACCGCACAGACAAGAAACUUAUACAAUUCAUUCAUGUACGGUAAACAUCUAGUACUGAAUUGAAUGUCUUGGAGAACAAUA
Messenger RNA from Punica granatum (pomegranate), 1555 nucleotides. NCBI's taxonomy places the organism in Eukaryota, Viridiplantae, Streptophyta, Magnoliopsida, Myrtales, Lythraceae. The record is from RefSeq and is a predicted model, not a curated record.